AUGUCUAUCAUAUACUAUAUUAAUAUUGUAACGCCGCUCGGUAAGUUUAAUGAACCAACUGAACCGCCGGCCGCCGACUGGCUAGCUAAACUUGAUUCUUCAAUGAUACAUUCAUAUUAUUAUUAUUAUAACGCGUGGUUCCCGCCGCUACCGCUACAUGAAAACCGUUGGAUCGACGACGACGCCGCCGCUGCAGUAUUUCUCGUGGCUGGUGGGAGUUGUUCAACCACAAGUGACGUGGUCUAA
Molecule: messenger RNA, 246 nt
Organism: Macrosiphum euphorbiae (potato aphid)
Lineage: Eukaryota; Metazoa; Arthropoda; Insecta; Hemiptera; Aphididae
Source: the annotation of a GenBank genome assembly